This is a messenger RNA of Symbiodinium pilosum, 456 nucleotides long. NCBI's taxonomy places the organism in Eukaryota, Dinophyceae, Suessiales, Symbiodiniaceae. The record is from the annotation of a GenBank genome assembly.
AUGGUGUUCUUCACGGUUUUCGCGACCAUCGACUCCAUGACAUUGCUCUUUGCAAUGACCGGCCUACUGGGAUCAUGUGCAUACUCCUUAAAGGCCAUUGCAGACUUGGAAUAUGAUCUCAUUAAUUCCGUGGACUUCUUCAAGGUCUACAAUCAAGCGCAUAGAAUCGAGUUAGCCUUCCUCGUGCUGAACGCACUUUCAGUGCUGCCAUUCGUGGCCAACUGGUGGUUAGCACCUAUUCAGCUCGUCUGGACGGCGGUCAAAGUCUUGCGAGGUGUGUCCGGAGGACAUCAGAUAGACGAGAAGGACGUCUUCAAACCAGAGGUCUACGGCAAGCAGAGACGGUGGCAGAUGGCAGGUUUCUUCAUCUACUUGGUCUCGAUUUUCAUCUACUUCGCCCGCGCGAUGUGCGCUGUGAUGGACAUCCAUGUCCAUGGCAUCUCACCCUACGACUGA